Stylonychia lemnae is the source of this 648-nucleotide messenger RNA. The record is from the annotation of a GenBank genome assembly. NCBI's taxonomy places the organism in Eukaryota, Ciliophora, Spirotrichea, Sporadotrichida, Oxytrichidae.
AUGAAGUUCUCUGUAACCAUCUUAGCUUUGCUAUUUGGAAUCAUAUCUUAAAUCAAUGCAGCUGCAACUUCAUAUGAUGUCAUUACAAUAUUGAGUAAGUUUACUCAAAAGAUAGGCACAGAUCCAGUUUUCCAAAAGCAGUUUGUCGAGGGACUUUAAGUUGAUCCUACUGCUGGGAGCACUGAGUGUUUAGACGCCUACAAAUUAUUUACUGAUACGGUUGCUCUUUGGGACAGCUUUGUAGCAUCAUAGAAAGAAAAAUUAGAAAGCAAUGGUGCCAGUUUGUUUGAAUUUGGACUUCCUAUCAUUAAAUUUAAGCACAUCUUGGAAAUAGGCACACUAUUUAGUAACUUUUAUGAUCUAUGCGAAUAUAACUACUUCGUCGCCAGUUUUGGCAACAACUUCUAGAAGCCGUCAGCAUUGUUAAACACAGGUAACAGUAUUUUUUACAGAGUCUUUGUCGACUCAUACGAUGGUCUUCUAUUGGCUUGCAAUAACUAUGCCGACAGCCCAGCUGGAAAAGCUGAUGCAAAUGGUGUUACUUAUGUCUGUGGCCACGAAGUUGCAGGUUUCUACAAGAGAAUGCUGUAGAGUCAAGUCAAGACAACUUCUAAUGGAGCUUAUGACAAAGUCAACACUGGAGGUUGA